Malaya genurostris is the source of this 1969-nucleotide messenger RNA. RefSeq names its product dnaJ homolog subfamily C member 11. The transcript has 8 exons. The coding region runs from base 95 to 1777 and encodes 560 amino acids. The record is from RefSeq and is a predicted model, not a curated record. Gene Ontology annotation, biological process: cristae formation. Lineage: Eukaryota; Metazoa; Arthropoda; Insecta; Diptera; Culicidae.
AACUCUGGUCAUCGACGAGCGGGUUGUUAGAAAGUAGCCUAAAAGCAAUAAGUUGUUUUCGAAAUCUUAAUUUUACGGGAAAGUAAUCCCCGGUAUGGACGAUAAUGACGAAUUGGAAUAUGUAGAGGAGGAUUACUAUGCAUUUCUGAAUGUUCCACGUAAUGCCUCUUCUGAGGAAAUAUGUACUGCCUAUAGAAAUCUAAGUCGAAUUUACCAUCCAGACAAACAUGUUGACGUACGUAACAAGCAAAAGGCAGAAAUGAUGUUUAACCGGACCAAAAAAGCGUAUGAAGUACUUUCGGAUUCACAUCAACGUGCUAUUUACGACUCAUUGGGAAACAAGGGUCUUCAAACGGAAGGAUGGGAAUUGAUUCACCGAACCAGAACACCGGCGGAAAUCCGGGAAGAGUACGAACGACUGGCUCGAGAACGAGAAGAGCGCCGGUUGCAUCAGAAAACUAAUCCUCGAGGGAACAUUACAGUUCAAAUCAAUGCGACUGAUAUCUUCAGUAAAUAUGAGGAUGAUUACGACGAUGGAGGAUUAUUUCCGGUGAUCGAGGUAUCGGGAAUGAGCAUGUCACAAUCGAUCGAGGCUCCACUUUCGAGAACGGACACGGCCACCCUCUCUGGUAAUUUGCAUUUGCAAAAUGGGGUGGGCAGUGGAAAUUUUCUACUCUCUGGACGUAGACUUAUAAAUAAAGGGUGGUUCGAAGUGGAUUGUGGAGCGGGAAGUGGUCCGGUAUUAGGUGUUAAAGGUUCGAGAAAUCUGACAAAUCGAUUGUUUUUAAACGGAGGCACUACAGUUAAUUUUCGACAGAAUGCUAUCAUUCCGGGGAUUGCUGGCACAUUAGCUAUUCAACUGGACAAGCACACGGUUGGAUACUUGACUUACAACGCUGGUCUGCAAAGUUCAAUGUCUACAACAAUCGAGCAUAACACCGAUAAGUACCAUUAUAAUUUGAGUGCCACUCUUGGCAUCCCACAUUGUUACCUUACUGCCAGUUAUACAAGAAAGUUUGUCGAACAGGAGCUAAAACUAAGAGUUGCCUUAAAGGGAGGAACAUUCGGUUUUCUAGCUGAAUAUGGAGCGGAAAAGAAGGUAUCCAAGUACAGUUCAGUGGUGGCAACGGUUAGUGUAGGAGUUCCCACCGGAGUUACCCUGAAAGUUAAAAUUGUUCGCUCAACACAGACGUACCUUUUCCCUAUUCAUCUAAGCGAAGAAGUUAUUCCAGCGGCGAUAUUUUACGCCACGAUCACUCCGCUGGUGACGUAUUUCGUGCUGAAAAAGGCCAUCAUUGAUCCAAUGAAUCUUGCCGCCAAACAACGGAACAUUGAAAAGGUUAAAGAAACCAAUCGAACGCGAAUGGCAGAGAAGCGACGCGAAGCGGAAUCUGCUAUCGCACUGAUGGGCGCUAUGUAUGAACGUAUUCGAAACGAUGAGCAGAAGCGUAAAGGUCUCAUCAUCGUGUCGGCAUUUUAUGGUAAAUUCGGUCGGGAUGAAAAUGUGUCGAUCGAACAGCGUGAUGAAAUUGGAUUCAUUCAGCACAAGCCGGAUGUUAUAGAUGUCAAAAUUCCCGUGCAGUGUUUGGUAAAAGAUUCACGUUUGAAUCUGUACGGAUCGACGAAGAGCGAGCUUCCCGGAUUCUACGAUCCUUGUUUCGGAGAGGACAAGUUAUUGCGAAUUGAUUACGAGUACCAGAAUCGCACGUUUAGUGUUAGUGUGGCUGAUGGUGAAGAUGUUAGGAUACCGGAAAAUGCUAACAAUAGUCAUGAUUAGGUCAAGAUUGCUUCCAAAUCAUAGUGGAUGAACACCUCACGGGCAGGUGAAAUUCUGUGUUAUUUUACUGCACAGAAUGCGUAAUUGCAUAGGAACAGUAGUGAUUCAAUUUGAUUUAGUCAAACGAAAAAUUUGGCUAAAAGACCGAUUGUUAUGUCUGCAAAGUUUUAUAAAUAGCUUGAGAAACAUCUA